Molecule: messenger RNA, 1829 nt
Organism: Erigeron canadensis
Lineage: Eukaryota; Viridiplantae; Streptophyta; Magnoliopsida; Asterales; Asteraceae
Product: heparanase-like protein 3
Exons: 9
Coding region: 43-1704 (553 amino acids)
Cellular component (GO): membrane; plant-type cell wall
Molecular function (GO): beta-glucuronidase activity
Source: RefSeq, a predicted model, not a curated record
UUUUCAUUCUUUUUUGUACUUAGAACAAAAUUUUGAAAAUAUAUGGGUUCUUUGUUAAUAAUGCAAAAGGGUGGUGUGUGUUUAUGGGUAUUUUUGUUAUUAUUGUUGUUCACUUAUAGCAGCUUCAUUUAUAAUGUGGAUGCUGCAAAUAGUGAAAAUGGAAAAGUUUUGAUUGAUGGUAAAAGUAGGAUUGCAGAAACAGAUAGUAAUUUUGUAUGUGCAACAAUUGAUUGGUGGCCACCUGAGAAGUGUGAUUAUGGUACUUGCAGCUGGGAUCAUUCUUCUCUUCUCAAUGUGGAUCUUAACAACAAAAUCUUCAGGAAUGCCAUUAAAGCUUUUUCUCCAUUAAAGAUCAGAUUAGGAGGCACUUUGCAAGAUGAAGUUAUCUACCAAACCAAAAAGCUUGAUGAACAUUGCCAUCCGUUCAUUAAGAACACAUCUACGUUAUUCGGUUUUAGCAAGGGCUGCUUGCCUUUAUCUAGAUGGGAUGAACUCAAUAGAUUCUUUCAUGAAACCAGGGCCGUGUUUACUUUUGGACUAAACGUUCUCGUGGGAAAGACAGUGGUAGCCAAUGGUUCUACUGUUGGAGCUUGGGACUCAAGGAAUGCUGAAGCUCUAAUCCGCUACACAGUUAAAAAGAAUUAUACCGUAUUUGGUUGGGAACUUGGGAAUGAGCUGAGUGGAAAUGGAAUCGGAACAAGUAUAUCAGCAUCUCAGUAUGCUCGUGACACAGUAAGACUAGGCAAUAUUGUGCACCGUGUUUACAAGGAUAUUGAACCUAAGCCACUAAUCAUCGCACCUGGAGGUUUUUAUCUCACAAAAUGGUUCACAAAUUUUUUAAACAGCACAUCAAAGACCCUCAAUGUAAUCUCUCACCACAUCUACAAUCUCGGCUCAGGGGCUGAUAGGAACCUAACUGCAAGAAUUCUUGAUCCAUCGUAUCUUGAUGGGUCGAUUGAUACUUUCAAACAACUUGAAUCCACCAUCAAUACUUCUGCAUCUUCGGCAUCUGCUUGGGUUAGCGAGGCUGGUGGGGCUUACAACAGUGGCCAGAAUAAUGUUUCUAAUGCAUUUGUGUACAGUUUCUGGUACUUGGAUCAACUGGGAAUUUCGUCUGUUUAUGACACGAAAACAUACUGCAGACAAACUUUGAUAGGAGGAAACUACGGUUUACUCAAUACCACCACCUUUAAGCCAAAUCCAGACUACUACAGUGCGCUUCUUUGGCACCGACUAAUGGGGAGGAAAGUUCUAUCUACACGCUUUAUAGGCACCAAAAAGAUACGUGCUUAUUCACAUUGUGCGAAAGAAUCAAAAGGAACAUCGUUAGUACUAAUGAAUCUAGACAAUACCACUACAAUUGAGGUAAAAUUGUCGGUCAACAGUACUUGGAGGCUACACAAGCACAGAUCCCAUACUCAUCAUCAGCAUAAACCAAAGCACGCUCAUUCAGAACCAAAGCCUACAAAGGUUGCCGCAACAAGAACAAGAACACGAGAAGAAUAUCAUUUGACACCACAAAACGGAGACUUGCAUAGUAAAGUAAUGAUGUUAAACGGAAAACAACUGACAGUGAAUUCAUCCGGUGACAUUCCUUCAUUGGAACCUUUGUACGUAAACUCUUCAGACCCGAUAACAGUUGCUCCCUAUUCUAUUGUAUUCGUUCAUAUUCCACAUUUUACGUUGUAUGCUUGCAACAGUUAGGCACUAGUAGCCGAGAAUUGGUUUCGGUUUGGUUAUAGAUAGUUAUUUAUACAACAUUGAUCAUAUAAAUGUUAUGUACAACAUAUAUGUUUUAUAGCAAAAUAUUUAUACAAGAAAUAUAUGUC